This is a messenger RNA of Xenopus laevis (African clawed frog), 4319 nucleotides long. RefSeq names its product protocadherin gamma-C5. The transcript has 4 exons. The record is from RefSeq and is a predicted model, not a curated record. Lineage: Eukaryota; Metazoa; Chordata; Amphibia; Anura; Pipidae. Bases 347 to 3148 code for a protein of 933 amino acids.
AAAAUAAAAGUAAAUAAAAGUCUUUAUUCUUUAGCCUGAAAUAUUUUGUGAAGUUAACACUAUCAGCCAGAAGAGGGAGAUCUUGUCAACCAUUUUUAAGCUGCACCAGUAGAUGUGUUCAUCAUGUUAUACCUCCACACUCCUCCCUUUGACUCACAAUAACACACUCCCAUCUUUUCACUGACUAACAAAGAAUAGCUGCUGAUGUCGGUCGGUAUGAAAAUUCCAGGGAUAUUUAUUAGCAAAGAAAGGAUUAUUUUCUUGCUGAAGGUUCAACAACCAAACAGACACAUGGAUUUUUAAAAGGAUCUAUAUUCUAUUAUAUUUAAGUAAAGGGAUCCAAGAUAUGGACAUCCAAAGCCCAAGAAAGGACUGGAAAUGGCAAGUAGUAUAUUUAUUUUUCCUGUAUAGGUGGGGCUGGGUUUCUGGGCAGCUUCGAUAUUCUAUUGCAGAGGAGUCAGAACCAGGAACAUUGGCAGGGAAUGUUGCUCUGGAUCUGGAUUUAAAUCUGUCAGAUAUUAAGAAACGGAAAGUGAGUUUGGGAUCUGAUGGAAAUGGCAGAUAUUUUUUUGUUCACCAGAAAACCGGAGCUUUGACUGUUAGAGAUAGGAUUGAUAGAGAAAUCCUCUGCGGAUCUAGUUUAACGUGUGUAUUACCUUUGGAACUAGGCACUGAAAAUCCUUUUGAACUCUUCAGUAUAGAAAUAGAAAUAUUCGAUAUCAAUGAUAAUUCUCCAAUGUUUUCUUCAGAUAACCAAAUUAUAAAAAUUACAGAGAUAUUUGCAAAACCAGGUGUUAGAUUUCCUCUAGAUACUGCUCGGGAUUCAGAUGUAGGAAUCAAUGGUAUUAGCCAGUACAAGAUUAACCCAAACCCAUUAUUUUCAUUGUCUGUAAAGAACCGAAAAGAUGGGUCACUCAUUGCAGAAUUAGUACUUGAAAAAAAUUUAGAUAGAGAAGAAAAGGGGCAACACAAACUAUUCCUUACUGCCUUUGAUGGAGGAGAACAACCAAGAUCUAGUUCUACCCAAAUAACAAUCAUUGUCUUAGAUGUUAAUGACAAUGCCCCAGAGUUUGAUCAGCCAAGUUAUAAACUCACUAUACAUGAAAAUCUCCCUUUAAGGAAGGUGAUUAUGAAGCUUAAUGCCACAGAUCUAGAUGAGGGAGUUAAUGCUGAAAUUACUUAUGUCUUUGAUCAUCACACAUUGGAUGCAGCAAAAGAAAUAUUUGAUUUGAAUCCAGACACAGGGGAAAUAUAUAUAAAAGCAAUGGUGGAUUUUGAAGAGUCAAAAUUUUACGAGUUAUUUGUCAAAGCAAUAGAUAAAGGCACACCAAAACUAGAGGGCCGCUGCCUUGUUCAAGUUGAAGUGGAGGAUGUAAAUGAUAAUAGACCAGAAAUAAUUUUUACCUCUAAGACCAAGGUGGUGCCCGAAGAUGCUCCUAUAGGAACUGUAGUUGGAUUUAUUACUGUGAAUGAUAAGGAUUCAGGGAAAAAUGGAGACGUUCGAUUGGAUGUAUCAUCAAAUUUGCCUUUUAAAAUUCAGCCAUUCAAAAGCAGAUAUUCAUUGGUGACUAGUGAACAACUGGACAGAGAGAAGACUGCACAAUAUACAAUUCACGUUACAGCUUCUGAUUUAGGUUCUCCUGCGCUGAGUAGUCAGACUGUGAUAGUUCUCAGUGUAUUUGAUGUCAAUGAUAAUUUUCCAAUGUUUUCUCAGUCUGUUUACAAUGCCCAUAUAAAAGAAAACAAUGAACCUGGCACUUUUUUAUGUACUGUUUCUGCCACUGAUCCAGAUGAGGGAUCAAAUUCAGAGCUAACUUAUUUUAUUGCUGAAAGUCAAAUCAAUGGUUCUUCUGUAUCUUCAUUUGUAUACAUCAAUAAAAAUACUGGGGACAUUUAUUCUCAGCGAUCUUUUGAUUAUGAAUCUUUUCAAAUUCUACAAAUAACUGUGAAGGUGGAAGAUUCUGGAUCUCCAAAAUUAUCCUCAGAUGUACCAAUCUUUAUAUUUAUUUUGGAUACAAAUGAUAAUAACCCCACUGUAUUAUACCCACAAAAUGCAAUGGGGUUUAUAGCCCAAGAGAAGAUUUCACAAUCUGCUUCUGUUGGUUAUUUGGUUAGCAAAAUAUCUGCAGUGGAUCUUGAUUCUGGACACAAUGCUUGGCUUAUGUACAGGAUUCUUCAACCUGCAAGUCAAACAUUAUUUCAAAUCUCUACCUAUACAGGAGAAAUAAGAAUAAUUCGAAGUUUCCAUGAAAUGGAUAAUACUGAGCAACAUCUUGUCAUUUCAGUCAGUGACCAUGGAGAACCAAGUUUGUCAGCUACUGUUUCAAUAAUUGUUAAUAUAGCGGAAAAUAUUGCACAAGAGUUACCACAAUCUCAAGACAUGAUCCCAAAUUCCCAAACAUCACCAAAUGUGACUUUAUACUUAAUCAUUUCAUUGGUGGCCAUUAGUGUAGUUUCUCUUAUUACUUUCAUCAUCUUGCUUGUGAAAUGCUUAAAAAGAGAAAACUAUGGAAGUAGCUGUGGAUUUUGUUUUCCAAGCAAAUACCAGGCCAAGAAUUACACAGAACAGUAUAAGCCCACACUUUACCUGAAUGCAGAUGGGACCUUAAAAUACAUGGAAGUAAGAAUGGCUCCCCCGGAAACAGAAGGACAAUGUUAUCAGGCGUGUUUCCCUUCGACUACUGAGAAAAAAUAUUUUACAUAUAUGAAGCCUAUGGAUUAUCCCCAGGUAAAUGAUUUCUUAGGUGAUGCUGAGCCCAAUAACACAACCAGUACUAAUGAAACAAACCAGCAGGCACAACCUAACGCAGAUUGGCGGUUCUCUCAAGCUACUCAGAACCCUGGACCCAGUGGGACUCAGCCCACGGAGGAAGCUGGAGUUUGGCCAAACAACCAAUUUGAAACAGAAAGACUUCAAGCAAUGAUUUUGGCAUCUGCGAAUGAAGCUGCUGAGGGAACAUCAGGCCUUGGAGGUGGAACAGGAACAAUGGGACUCAGCGCCCGCUAUGGACCUCAGUUUACCCUGCAGCAUGUCCCUGACUACAGACAGAAUGUUUACAUUCCAGGAAGCACACUGACUCCUACGAAUGGAGGAGGGAAGCGGGAAGGGAAAAACAAAAAGAAAUCCAGCAAAAAGGAUAAGAAGUAAUCAGUGACAUUUAUUAAUCAAGCAGAAUUCCCCAAGCGAAUUUGUGAAAGAGAAUCUGAAUGUCAUCUGAGCUAUUUGCAAAACGAUUCUUUGAAACCAGAUAAUUCUGCCUCUAGUUCUUAUGGUGUAUGGAACAAGUGCCCUGUCAAUAUUAGGCCACGUUUUGUACCAGUGCAAGGUCAUUUCAUAGUAGAUAAUAUGCACACUUUUUACAAACUGCUAAAAAUAUGGUUUGUGUCCACAGUUAAAAUUGCGGAACUUCUUCCAAAUGUAAAUAAUUGCAGCAAAAUAUCUAUUUAUAAUUUAGACGCAGUCGGGUAUUCAAGAAAAGAUCCAAACGUGUGUCCCUUCUUUUCCAAAUCUCUGUGAUUUUUGUUUUCAAGAAUCCACUGGCAGUAAAUGAGUGUGUCUGAAUGUAAAGUUAGCUGAGGUUUUGGGGACUGUCCAAAAAUACACUGCGGACGGUCAUGAUCAUUUGAAGCCAGACAUUUCUCCAGCCAGUAAUUUAUGUGACCUCAGAAUAUGACAAAUUUGAGAAAAGAAAGAAGCAACAUUUAAAUAGUUGAAAUUUCUCUGCAUGCCCUUCACAAAGAAAAAAAUAUCUUGAAACUGGAGCAAAGUUGAUCAAAAAUUGUAAAAAAAAAAAAAAAAAAAAAAAUCUUGUAGUGAUUGUACAACUACUAAUGAAAAUGUGUCCAUGGUGUUAUUUUAAUACUGUAAUUAUUGGUGAUUUAUUUGUUUUAUGUUUUUAUUUUUUUUUAUUUGUUUGAUUUAGUUUUUUUGAAGAACAAAAGUUCAUCUCCUGUACCAAAAGUGAAUGAGUUGGGAGAAAUGAAAAAGACUAAAAAAAAAAAACACCUAUAAAAAAUGAUGCAAGACUUUUAGGAUUUUCUUGACUCAAGAGAAUGCUCAAGAGUUUUAUUACACGUUCUGCACAGUGAAAUGCAUGUACAAAACCUCACUCUGCUUUGGCAUCUUCACCAGACUGUGUUGCAUGCUUCCAGCAUGGGAUAAUUCAUUCUUUAUAUAGGAUGGUAUAUAAGUGAGCCUGUUUAGUGCAGGUCAAAUAAGUAUGUGAUUAGAAAGGCACUUUUAUGGCUGAAGGAAUAAAGACACAGAUCAGCAACUGUUCCAGUCUGUACAAAUACAACAUUUACUGACACGGCCAGAA